Molecule: messenger RNA, 2984 nt
Organism: Erythranthe guttata (spotted monkey flower)
Lineage: Eukaryota; Viridiplantae; Streptophyta; Magnoliopsida; Lamiales; Phrymaceae
Source: RefSeq, a predicted model, not a curated record
UAUAUUCAUUUUCAGUAUUUACCUCUUGAGCCAAAAUAAAACCCCACAAAACCCCUAAUUCAGAGAAAACAAUCGACAAAGGCUCAGUUCAAAAACUCCAUCGGCUACAAUGGCUUCCAUCUCUUCGUCCUCUUUCAAUUAGGUUUCCGCGUAAGUUUCAGACAAUCUUCAAUUUCCCAAUUUCUUCGUUAUCCGAGGUUCUUUUUAUUCAACGAUGAUCGAUUGAAGGUUCAAUUUUUUUAAUUUUUUUUCUCUCCAUUUUCUUCGCUCUGUAAUUUUCCUUCCAUCCAUCGCUAUUUACAAUCAACUUCAGUUAAAUGCAUCGAACUUUCGCCUUGUUGAGGAGCCGUACAUCAUCACUCAGAAACAGAGCCACAACUCUCUCCCAGUUGAACAACAGCGCCUCCCCAAUUAAUAAAAAUGGGGUUUUUGAAUUCAGAGCGCUCAUGUACAGCACUUACACAUUCACCAGGCGACCACCCGACCCGAAUGACCCGGCCACCUUGAUGAAGGAGGACGGUGUUGCCGUUUCUUCGCAAAUGUGGAUCGAAAAUUUCCGAGAGCCCGAUAAAACCGUUACUAAUUUAUCGAAUUAUUUGAGAAGGUUCGAGCUGUGGGUGUUGGCUUAUCAAAAGGUUUGCGCGGAUGAAACCGGAGCUUAUAUGCCUCGUAGCUCAAUCACACGCUCUGCGCUCGAGGACUUGCUAGCCCUACGGAAUGCUGUACUCGAUAGCAGGUUUAAAUGGGGAGCUAGAUUGGAGUUCUUCAUUAGGUCACCGAAGGAUAAAACCGAUUACGAGUCGUUGUCGAAGAGGAAAAUUAGGGCAAUUUUGACAACCACUCAGAGAGCUGCUUUUCAGGACAGAAUUGUUCAGGAAGUGUUGUUCUUGAUCUUGGAGCCCGUUUACGAGGCGAGGUUUUCGCAGAAGUCGUUUGCGUUUAGGCCUGGAAGGAACGCUCAUACGGUUUUGAGGGUGAUAAGAAGGAGCUUCGCGGGCUAUUUGUGGUAUUUAAAGGGCGAUUUGAGUACGGUCUUGGACGGUAUGAAAGUUGGGAUGGUGAUUAGUGCUUUAAUGAGGGAUGUUAGGGAUAAGAAGGUGAUUGAUUUGAUUAAGUCCGCACUAAUCACGCCAGUUGUCACUAGUAGAGACGAUGGUGUGAAGAAAAAGAAGAUUAAAAGAAAGUACCAGAAGAAGAGGGUUCUUGCGGAAGACGAGCCAAAGCCGGAUCCUUAUUGGUUGGAAUCUUUUUUCGGAUUUGCACCGGAGGAGGCUGAGAUUCAACCUUCAUGGGGUCAUUGUGGAAUCCUCAGCCCUCUAUUGGCUAACAUAUGCCUAGACGAAUUGGACCGUUGGAUGGAAGAUAAAAUCAAGGAGUUUUACAAGCCGUCCAAAAGUGACGUCAUAUGGAACAGUCCCGAGGGAGAGGCGGAGCAAGGGAAUACUUCUUGGCCAGAGUUUGUUCCGACUAGCGGCCCCGACAAGACUCGGAAGAUCGAUUACAUACGCUACGGUGGCCAUAUCUUGAUUGGUGUUAGAGGACCGAGGGCUGAUGCAGCGAUUCUGAGGAAACAGUUGAUCGAAUUCUGUGACCAAAAGUAUAUGUUGAAGCUCGAUAACGAGAGCCUCCCUAUCGAACACAUAACUAAAGGGAUCAUGUUUCUUGAUCAUGUGUUGUGCAGAAGAGUUGUGUACCCCACUCUGAGAUAUACUGCCACCGGUGGAAAAAUCAUCAGCGAAAAAGGUGUGGGCACGCUUUUGUCGGUCACAGCUAGUUUGAAGCAGUGCAUUAAACAGUUUAGGAAGUUGGAUUUUGUGAAAGGGGAUAGAGAUCCCGAUCCACAGCCUUGUUUUAGGAUGUUUCAUGCCACACAGGCACACACGAACGCUCAAAUGAACAAGUUCUUGUCCACUAUAGUCGAGUGGUACCGUUACGCUGACAACAGGAAAAAGAUAGUAAAUUUCUGCUCGUACAUUAUCAGAGGUUCACUCGCGAAGCUCUAUGCUGCAAAGUACAAGCUCAGGUCACGGGCGAAGGUUUACAAAGUUGGUGCUCGAAAUUUGAGCCGCCCUCUUAAGGAAAAGAAAGGGCAGUCGCCCGAGUAUCAUAAUUUGUUGAGAAUGGGUCUCGCUGAAUCGAUCGAUGGGCUGCAGUAUACGAGGAUGUCUCUUGUGCCUGAAACCGACUAUUCGCCUUUUCCACUUGGAUGGAGGCCUGACCAUGAGAAGGCGUUGCUCGAGUAUAUAAAGCUUGAGAACUCACAGACACUUGAGGAGCAGCGCACGUGCCUUAUGGAGCAAGGUUUGGUUUCGCCUCAGGAUUACAUUUCGAUGCUCGUGUGGAAUUACAAAAAGAAUGCUGUUUUGUUGCCUCGUAUUUCCUCUACGCUGAGUGGUGAGGGUGACGUAAAAAGAGAUGAAGAAGGGUUGUUAUUGGGCUCGGAUGAUGAAAUGAGUGACACGGGGUUUUGUGAGGGAGACAAGGAAGAAAGGAUCGAUGCGGCGGAGAUGUGAGAUAACCUUGUGUAUGCUGAAGUAGUUGUCAGUGAACUUAAAAACGGUUAAAAGGCCUCGAGCCCUUUUACUCGGAGCGCAAACACACAGACAACAAAAAUUGAUCGAGAGAUAACAAGUCGUGACACUUGACAGCAAGUGGAUUGAAGAAAGUCGAGAGAAGAAUGAUUGAUGAUUCCGAUUGUUUUUGGCGCAUACAUGUGUAAUUUGUAUAUCGGCCGAAGAUGUGAAAGUGUGUUGCAGCUCGACGGACCAGACGAAAUGUGCGUUAACCAGUCGAUGGCAAUGGUGGUGGAAGAACACAUCCUCUGCAAUUCAAGGAAGAAAAGAGUGUUUGUUAAUCUUCAGUGUAUUAUCCUUGUUUAACAGCUAUGCUAGCUAGUUUUGUGACAUUAAAAAUUAUUUUUCAGAAACCGGAAUUUUAUUUUGUAAAUAGAACAAAAGUAUGAAAUUCAAUCCAAAAAUUCUUAA